CGGUAAGAUUUGGUCCAUAUUUUCAUUGCAUAGCUAGUUUUGGGAAGCUUGCCAUAACAGCGAUAAAGUUACGUUAGUUACAGCUGAAAGGAGGCUGAUACAACAAUGAGAUCAGUUUUAGGUGUGCUGUUGUGUUCCUGGGCCACCCUUUCGGUCCAUGGCCUGUACUCCCCCAGCGAUGACGUGGUUGAGCUCACUCCCUCCAACUUCAACCGGGAGGUUCUGCAGAGCGACAGCCUUUGGCUGGUGGAGUUCUAUGCCCCCUGGUGUGGACACUGCAAAAACCUGGUACCUGACUGGAAGAAGGCUGCCACUGCUCUGAAGGGCAUCGUGAAGGUCGGUGCUGUGGAUGCAGACCAGCACAAGUCUCUUGGCGGCCAGUUCGGCGUGCGGGGCUUCCCCACCAUCAAGGUCUUUGGAGCCAAUAAGAACAAACCAGCGGACUACCAAGGUGGCAGGAGUAGCCAGGCUAUAGUGGACGAGGCUCUGAAUGCCCUACGCUCCCUGGUCAAGGACCGGCUAGGGGGACGCACAGGAGGCUCUGACUACACUAAACAGAGUGGAGGGGGCAGUGGGGGUGGCGGUAAGAAGGACGUGGUUGAGUUGACGGACGAUAACUUUGACCGGACCGUGCUGCAGAGCGAUGACGUGUGGUUGGUGGAGUUCUUCGCCCCCUGGUGUGGCCACUGCAAAAACCUGGAGCCAGAGUGGGCUGCCGCUGCCUCUGAUGUCAAGGAUCAGACCAACGGCAGAGUUCGUCUGGGAGCUGUGGAUGCCACUGUCCAUCAGAAUCUGGCUAGCCGUUACGGGAUUCGGGGGUUCCCCAGCAUUAAAAUCUUCAAGAAAGGAGAGGAGCCAGAGGACUACCAGGGAGGCCGCACCCGUUCUGACAUUGUUGCUCGCGCCCUGGACCUCUUCUCUGACAACGUGCCCCCGCCCGAGAUCCUGGAGAUUGUCAGUGCGGACGUCUUGAAGAAAUCCUGUGAGGACAGCCAGCUGUGUGUCAUCGCCGUGCUACCUCACAUCCUGGAUACAGGUGCGGCAGGUCGUAACAGCUACCUGGAGGCGCUGAUGAAGAACGCUGACAAGUACAAGAAGAAGAUGUGGGGCUGGUUGUGGGCAGAGGCUGGUGCCCAGAUGGAGCUGGAGUCGGCGCUGGGCAUCGGGGGGUUCGGGUACCCCGCCAUGGCGGCCAUUAACGCCCGCAAGAUGAAGUUCGCCCUCCUCAGAGGCUCCUUCAGCGAGACGGGCAUCCAUGAGUUCCUCAGGGACCUGUCCAUGGGCCGCGGCUCCACUUCUACCGUCGGGGGAGGAGCCCUACCCAAGAUCUACACCGUGGAGCCCUGGGACGGCAAAGAUGGAGAGCUGCCUGUAGAGGACGACAUUGACCUGAGUGACAUCGAUCUGGACGAUUUGGACAAGGACGAGUUAUGAGUCCUCGUAUGAGGCCCAAGCAUGAUAAGGGAGGGGCUGGCCGUGUGUCUGUGUGUGUGUCUGUGUGUGUCAGUCAUUGUCACAAGGCCUGUGGCAUACCGGUGAGGGUAUGAGGGCGAGACGAGACGAGGGCGAGUGCUGUCUCUCGGCCUGCUGGUCUGUCAGGGUGGAUGUCUUUGUGUGUGAGCAAGGGGUAGUAUGCUAUUCCCACACUGCCUGUGUGUGUGUGUGUGUGUGUGUGUGUGUGUGUGUGUGUGUGUGUGUGUGUGUGUGUGUGUGUGUGUGUGUGUGUGUGUGUGUGUGUGUGUGUGUGUGUGUGUGUGUGUGUGUGUGUGUGUGUGUGUGUGUGUGUGUGUGUGUGUGUGUGUGUGUGUGUGCGCGCGCGCCCCAUCUCCUCUGGUUGAAGGGGGGGUAACCAGUCCGCCCCGUUACUGACGCUCACCAUUAGAGAACCAAAACAGGCAGACACGUGUGCAGCUUUCCCAUACACCUCGAUUCACAGUAGAGUCAGUGGUCUGUGUGUGUGUGUGUGUGUGUGAGAGAGAUCUUCAAUACUGUACAGCUUCACUGAUUAGCUCUCUCUAGAGAAUGUGUGUGUGUGUGUGUGUGUGGUCAUUUCCUCUGGAAAUAAGAGAUACUUCUCUCCUACAGCUAGACCUAAAGAGUUCAGUCCAGUUCAGGAAACAGCAGCAGCAAAAAUCCCUCUGGGAUUUCUCCACUAGCGUCCGUAACACGGACCGGUCAGAACUGCCCGAGUCUGAGCUAUAGGGCAGAACCUCUGCUCUCCCAGAGACUGGAACACUGGUCACGUGUCUUGCCAAUGACUCCACCAUGUUCGUGGUUUCAGAGGGAGAGUAGUGUUUGCUGCUAGAGAGAGUUCACAUGAGUCUGAUUGAGUCUGACCUCUCCAUUUCCCAUACAGAUGGGUUUCUGGGGUAGGUUUGCCUCCAGACAGAGAGUGUGUGUGUGUGUGUGUGUGUGUGUGUGUGUGUGUGUGUGUGUGUGUGUGUGUGUGUGUGUGUGUGUGUGUGUGUGUGUGUGUGUGUGUGUGUGUGUGUGUGUGUGUGUGUGUGUGUGUGUGUGUGUGUGUGUGUGUGUGUGUGUGUGUGUGUGUGUGUGUGUGUGUGUGUGUGUGUGUGUGUGUGUGUGUGUGUGUGUGUGCGCGCGCGCGAGUACAUGAGACCCUGCUGCAUGUGAUGUCUGCCCAGAACAGGGGAGCUACUGUGUAGAUUUUUCUUACACAAAAUUGUUUCAACUGUGUUUAAAAAAAAAAAAAAAGAAAGAAAUGUUUUUUUGUUAAGAAAAUAAAGAAAGGAUUCACAAAAAAAGGCUGACGUCAUCCAGA
Molecule: messenger RNA, 2779 nt
Organism: Sardina pilchardus (European sardine)
Lineage: Eukaryota; Metazoa; Chordata; Actinopteri; Clupeiformes; Clupeidae
Gene: pdia6
Product: protein disulfide isomerase family A, member 6
Exons: 13
Coding region: 106-1434 (442 amino acids)
Biological process (GO): response to endoplasmic reticulum stress
Cellular component (GO): endoplasmic reticulum lumen
Molecular function (GO): protein-disulfide reductase activity; protein disulfide isomerase activity
Source: RefSeq, a predicted model, not a curated record